UUCCCGUUCGGCCGCUGUAUAUAAACUACCGGAUGGUGCAGUGCAGGGGCAGGUUGCCGUUCAUAAAUGGCGCCCGCCUUUUUGGAUUGUGCGCACUCCCUGGGAGCGCGCAGCACUGCGAUCCAGUGCCCACUGACACAGUGGAACACCAAUCGCUGUAUGGGACCACUGUGUGAGGUCCCAAUCAUGUGAUCACUGAUUGGCCAAUCAGUGAUCACAUGAAGAGUAGUAAGCAAGAUGUCACUUCUUACAUCAUUGCUUACUACGUGUGAAAUCUGUGAAUGAUCACAGAGGACACAUGG
Staurois parvus is the source of this 302-nucleotide messenger RNA. The record is from the annotation of a GenBank genome assembly. NCBI's taxonomy places the organism in Eukaryota, Metazoa, Chordata, Amphibia, Anura, Ranidae.